Molecule: messenger RNA, 1301 nt
Organism: Hypomesus transpacificus
Lineage: Eukaryota; Metazoa; Chordata; Actinopteri; Osmeriformes; Osmeridae
Product: jouberin
Exons: 5
Coding region: 410-1033 (207 amino acids)
Molecular function (GO): protein binding
Source: RefSeq, a predicted model, not a curated record
GUAGGAGUACUCGAAGUUGCAUUUUACCAACAACACGGUGUUGACUGAAAUAAGUCCAGGGGUGUUAGAAUAGUUCAAAACCUAAACUGAGUGGACAUGCAUAUGUGUGUCGGAGAGAGACAUUACACUGCCUGAUGUGUACAGUCUGUAUUUACUGUUUGUGCAUGUACUGCAUUUGUGUGAGCAUGCAUACUAUAUACCCCUGUGUGCAUGUGUACAGUGUGCUCAUGCCUGUGUGCACCUUUUUGAGUAUAUAAAUGUGUGUGUGUGCUUAAUGGGGGAUUGUGUAUUCCAGAGCAGUGCAGGAUUAGUGGCAGUUGGUUAUUUAAAGAGGAGAGUUUCAGCGUUCUCAGUAGAUAGUCUGUAGGACUGCAGAACACCAGAAUGCAGCAGAUCUAUAUGCAGAGUGAUGAACACUUUGAUGUUUACACCACCGUUUUCUCCCCUCAAGGUGAGUAGAAGAAGACGUCACCCCGUGUUUUAUUUCCUUCACACAUUACUUCGGCAUGUUUGCAGAGCAAGAACCAGACAAAGGCAUGGGGAACUGGAUCUAGACAAAGUGGUUGCAGCCAUCAACUACAGACCUCACGAGGAUGAUGAGCUUGAGCUCCAUCAUGGUGAUGUCAUCCAGGUUCUCUUCAGAGAAGACCAGUCCUGGUGGUUCGGUCGCCUGCAGAACGGCAACGAGGGCUACUUCCCUGCUACGUUUGUCACCAAGUAUAGUCCGAAUGAGAAACCAGAUGAAGCUGCUCCCAGCUAUUUACGGAGAGGUUCAGUGCCAGUUGUGUCUCCUAGCUCCCCCCGUGGCGGCAGAGGCACUCCCAAGCUCCCCAGGAGAGAAAGCCUGUUGCGGGUCCUGGGGCACACAGAGAGCUCAGGGGGCUCCACAGCCAGGGGUUCCACAGCCAGGGGCCGCACAGCCCAAGCCUCCCCCAGCCUGCUUCACCGUGUGCUGUCCAAGUCUCGGAGGAAGAGCUGUCCACAUAUACCUGCAGUCAGCGGCUCCAUUAACAGAGCAUUUCAACAAGAAUGAAGUCACUGUAGUAUUGGUCGCCCAAGCCGUUAUGGUUUACUGGGUUGCCGUAGUUGUCAUCCCCUUAUUUGGUUGUUCACCAUCACCCAUUCAUAGUCCACUUAUAGGAGUUGAUGCCACUAUAAUGUAAUAUCCAGAAGAGCAGUACUCAAUCUUAAUUUGUGGAUCCCAUAUUUGUGAUUCAGAUCUGAAAAGUAUUCUGUACUUAUUUGCUACAUUAUAAAUAUUAUACAUUAUAAAUAAUUGUAUUAAUUAUAUAUUCUAUACU